Messenger RNA from Triplophysa rosa, 1668 nucleotides. It is a transcript of the gene mibp, whose product is annotated as muscle-specific beta 1 integrin binding protein. The transcript is spliced from 8 exons. Bases 261 to 866 code for a protein of 201 amino acids. Gene Ontology annotation, cellular component: cytoplasm. NCBI's taxonomy places the organism in Eukaryota, Metazoa, Chordata, Actinopteri, Cypriniformes, Nemacheilidae. The record is from RefSeq and is a predicted model, not a curated record.
CCUGCGAGUUUUGUCAUUCUGCACGGCCUGCACGUUCUUCCUCCCCGAAACGAUUAGUUGCUUAGCCCGUUAGCCACGCCUUCCUUGUGACGUAUUAGUUUGCUUAUAUAGCCACGUGCGAGUGUGUUCGUUCAGCGCAUUAGUGUGACUGUGGUGAUAAGACGAGGAAUUUGCUUCACUCGGGAAUUGUAUUAAUUGUUAUAUUCUACAUUUUCCACGGCUUGUGUACUAGAACGUCUCGAGUAACCAGCACGGAAACGAUGAAGUACAUUAUAGGAAUAGGCGGUGUGACCAAUGGUGGUAAAACCACCUUGACGAACAGGUUAAUAAAAGCCUUGCCAAACUGUUGUGUGGUUCACCAGGAUGACUUUUUCAAGCCGCCGGAUCAGAUAGCAGUCGGAGCGGACGGCUUUAAACAGUGGGAUGUGAUCACGUCUUUAGAUAUGGAGGCCAUGGUGAACACAAUCAAGGGUUGGAUGGAGAACCCGGUCAAGUUUGCCCGUUCUCACGGUGUCCAGGUGACCCCGGCCGCCGAGAUGGAUGACCCCGAGAUCCAAAUUCACAUACUUAUCGUAGAAGGAUUUCUACUGUACAACUACAAGCCUUUGGUGGAUGUCUUUGACAAAAGUUACUAUAUAACCAUCCCAUAUGAAGAGUGCAAGAACAGGAGAAGUACACGGCAGUAUAAUGUCCCUGAUCCUCCCGGCCUCUUUGAUGGUCACGUGUGGCCCAUGUACCUGAAACACACACGUGAGAUGGAGAGCUGCGGUUUGCAAAUUGAAUAUCUCGAUGGCUUAAAAACGAAAGAUGAGAUGUACAAUCGGGUCUACGAAGACAUCCACAACACGCUCCUGAAUCGCUUAUAGGAGCAGGCUCCAUUCCAGCAUCUAUGUACAAAAUUGUAAAUGCAAAUCUUGGUCUUUUUUUUAAUGGUGAUCGUUUUGUAAAUAGAAUGACAAGAAUGUAACUUAAGUGCUCGCAGAAGAACAUUUGAUUUGUUUUUAAUUUGUUGACUGUUUGUUUUUUCUUUUUAAUUGUUGCUGACUUUCAAAGCACUCCAUGGAAACCAUACAACCGUGUUUCCAAACUUAGUUUGUAACCGUAUCAAUAAACAUUGUGCUUUGAUUUCUCAAUCUUUAAUUCUGUUUUAUGUAUUGAAUCCCAUGCAUUGGAACAAUUAACUACAUAUUUUGGGCAUGUAUUGUUUAAACAUCUACCAAAUGUUAAUCUUUUUUCUUUUUAAAUGAAGUUCAUGUAUCUGUCUAGUUUCAUCCUAGAUUGUCUUUGUAGAGCAUCGGGGGUCCAUGGAGCCCUCAUUUAAAUUAAACUGAAUAAGGGGACUCGUCUAUGAGUUGUAUGACUUUUAUACAUUUACUAGUAACAGAAGGUAUGUGUUUCUCCAUGUAACAAAGCUAGUCAGAUACAUGAGGCCAUUAACUUAAAUGUUUAUUUUUUUUCCACCUCCAUCCAUCUCCUAUUUAGACUUCUAGGUUAUUUUUCCAAAUCCAUAAACUUUAUAAAUGCAUACAGUCUAUAAUCCAAUAAUAAGUCUUUCUACCUUAACUCAAGUUUAUUUGUGUGUAAUAAUAUCUGUGCUGAAUUCUUCCUUGAAUGAAAACAAACACUGUCUAGACAUUUUCCUGAAUAAACCUUGAGCUCAUUUUUUAA